CGCGUGCUCAGAUCGCUCUACAGCCCUGAGAGCUUGCUGUCAUGGCGGCCGCCACGCGUGUGCUCCAGAGAGCCAUCAGUCCGUCUUUAGUGGUGAUUUUAGGAGCUACGGGAACGGGCAAAUCCAAACUGGCUAUCGAGAUCGGGAAAAGACUUAAUGGGGAAAUUAUAAGCGCCGAUUCCAUGCAGGUGUACAAAGGGCUGGACAUCAUCACCAAUAAGGUUACAGAGGAGGAGCAAGCCCAGUGUCCCCAUCACAUGAUCAGCUUUGUGGAUCCAUUGGUUAGUGGAUAUACUGUGGUGGACUUCAGGAACAAGGCUCUGUCUCUAAUACAGGAUAUGCAUCAUCGGCAAAAGCUGCCCAUCAUUGUCGGAGGCACAAACUACUACAUUGAGUCCAUUUUAUGGAAUGUGCUCAUCAACUCUGGGCAGGGGAGUGAGUCAGAAAAGGGCGUGGCUUCUGAAUCCAAGACAGAGCUUGAGAAACUGGGUGGUCCUGAGCUUCACAGAUGGUUGAAGGAGGUGGAUCCUGACAUGGCAGCCAUAUUGCACCCUCAUGAUGCACGCAAGAUUGCAAGGAGUCUGCAGGUGUUUAUGGACACUGGAGUUCCACACAGUUGUCUUUUGGAGGAGCAGCGAGGACAGGAUGGAGGAGGUUGUCUUGGUGGUCCCUUGCGCUUCCAGAACCCUUGCAUCUUCUGGCUCCACUGCAAAACGAAUGCUCUAGAUGAGAGGUUGGACAAGCGUGUGGAUCAGAUGUUGUCGCUUGGGCUGAUUGACGAGCUCAAAGAUUUUCACCAACGCUUCAAUGAGAAGAAGAUCAAAGAGAACAGUCAGGACUAUCAGCAUGGCAUAUUCCAGUCUAUUGGCUUUAAAGAGUUUCACGAGUACCUAACAGCAAGUGAGAACAUCAGUCAGGAAGAACGUGACAAACUGAAGAUUAAAGGGAUCGAGUCUCUCAAGCAGGUGACCCGCCGCUACGCCCGAAAACAGAACAAAUGGGUCCGCAACCGAUUCCUCAAGAGACCUGCUAGCAAUGUGCCCCCAGUUUACUGUCUGGAUGUGACAGAUGUGACCAAUUGGGAGACUACUGUACUUACUCCUGCCUUAGAGAUCCUGGACUGCAUCCAAAAGGGAGAGCAGCCAUCUGUCCAGCCAAUCAGAGCAGAUGGGCUGGAUCCUCGCAACAAGAGGAGUCACCACAUGUGUGACCAUUGCGAUAAGGUGAUCAUUGGUGACUUGGAAUGGACGGCACACCAGAAGUCCAAAAACCAUCUUUAUCAGGUCCGCAAGAGGAGAAAAGCUGAGCAAGCCUCAGAUCAGGGCCCAAACACUACCGAACAUAAAAAUGUCAGUGACAGGCAGGUACCUGUACUAUAGCUCUGUUGGGGUUGAGCUCACAGAUGGACCAAAGAAAUAAAGUGGCCAUAAUGUAUUUUUUAGAUGUAAUAUAUGAAGGUACUUUCAGAUUGAUUUGGUUUGCAGUGGACCGCAGCGAUACCUCAACUCUCCCUGUGGAGUGGCAGAACGCACUUCAGGGUCUGUGAUGUUUGGACACCCAGAUUUGUUGGUUUUUCCCAUCUGCCACAGACCAAAGGUUACGACUAAUAUCUGGAUUUGGAUUCAUGCGCUGGACAGAUGUCUUCCCUGCUGCUGUUUGUCUGAGCGGUGCACUUUUCAACCACACUUUUCGUCUACUGCUCUUUUAAACCACGCUGCGGUGAGCUGUGCUAACCUCUUUGGCUGCUCUGACCGAAUUCCAAAUACAUCACUGCUGAUGUUGGAUUACUGGAUCACAUUUUUCUCUGCUGAUCAAGAAUGGAAGGUUAUUUUUUGAUUAUUAAAUCUGAUGCCUGGCUUUAUUUGGAAGUCUUAAAUUUAUGUAAUCGUCUGAUGGUAUUGGGUCAGAAUAUAACUAGGACUUCAAGCAAAUGUGGACAUUCUUUCCUCAGGAUCCCCAGUGCCUUUUUCUGUGAUGUCAUCCAACCAAAAACUUAUUUUAUUCACUCUCAUGCCAUUCUAAAACCAUUCAUUCUUUCCUGGAACACAAAAGAUGACUUGAUUUUGAAGAAUGUCCACGCUGCUCAUCUCCAUAAAGUGACUAAAUUAUAAAAUACAACAUUAGAAAACUUGACACUUAAAUCUUAUUGGCUACUUUAGUGUUUUUGUCCCCAUUGGAGCUUGCAUGGAAAAGAGCAGCAUGAACAUUCUUCAAAACAUGAAACAAUAUGACUUAAUCCUUUACAUUUUAAGACUUAACUGCAUUUGCUUUGUGGUUGGGGUGUUUUUAUUUCUUGACUUUUACAGAAUGAUUUGUCUAUCCCUGCAUACAUUAUGUAAAUGUAAUUAAAGAGUUGUUUAUCAUUUUUAUAACA
Carassius auratus (goldfish) is the source of this 2374-nucleotide messenger RNA. RefSeq names its product tRNA dimethylallyltransferase. Gene Ontology annotation, molecular function: tRNA dimethylallyltransferase activity; ATP binding. Gene Ontology annotation, cellular component: mitochondrion. Gene Ontology annotation, biological process: tRNA modification. Lineage: Eukaryota; Metazoa; Chordata; Actinopteri; Cypriniformes; Cyprinidae. Bases 42 to 1379 code for a protein of 445 amino acids. The transcript has 11 exons. The record is from RefSeq and is a predicted model, not a curated record.